This is a messenger RNA of Cimex lectularius (bed bug), 1512 nucleotides long. Its product is annotated as trafficking protein particle complex subunit 13. The coding region runs from base 181 to 1395 and encodes 404 amino acids. The record is from RefSeq and is a predicted model, not a curated record. NCBI's taxonomy places the organism in Eukaryota, Metazoa, Arthropoda, Insecta, Hemiptera, Cimicidae. Gene Ontology annotation, cellular component: TRAPPIII protein complex. The transcript is spliced from 10 exons.
AAUUGUGACAACUGAGGAAGUUUAUUUCAUUGUUACCAUAACUGAAAACAAGGAACGAGUCAUUUUAGCCAUUUCUGUUAAUCUUUCGUUUUGAAAUAAACUCUUAGGCGAAAAUGUAUUCUGGCGAAAAUAAAAUAAGUUUGGCCGACCUUUAGUUAAAAAAAAGUAAUUCGUUUCAUUAUGGAUCCUGUGUUAAAAGAGAAAAACGAACACUUGUUCUCCCUUAAAGUGAUGUGUUUAACCAGGCCGUCUUUUAUCACACCUACAAUAAUCACAAGUGACCAGAAAGAUCUACCUGGGCAGUUAUUUAACGAUAUCCUCAGAAAGGACAUAACCACUGUACCAGGAAGUGAAACAAUUGCAGCCAGCAGUUUUCUCUUACUUCCUCAGAGCUUUAAGGAUAUUUAUUUAGGAGAAACAUUUUCUUGCUAUGUUUGUAUCCACAACCACAGUAAUCAUGUAGUGAAAGGUGUUACUUUAAAGGUGCAUUUAGAAACUCCAAAAGAGAACUGCUUCAGGAUCAUUAAACAGCCUAAGGAUCCUAUUGAUUUAGCCGCUGGAUGUAAUAUAGAUGAGGUUAUACACCAUGAAGUAAAAGAAAUUGGAAAUCAUGUUUUGCUGUGUGAAGUUAAUUAUCGUUCUGUGGCUAUUCCUGAUGAAGAUAAAUCAUUAAAAAAAACUUUUCAAUUUAAAGUGCAUAAACCUCUUGACAUUAAAACAAACCUGUAUGCAUCUGAGCCAGAAGAAAUAUAUCUCGAAGCCGAAGUGCAGAAUAUAACAUCGGAUUAUAUGGUUUUGGAGAACGUAUUGCUAGAAGCAUCACCACUUUUCAACGUUGAAAAUCUUAGUACACAACAAAAGAUUGAUUCGUUAAAUUUGAAUAUCAUGGCUUCUGAAGAAAGUAAACAUUUCCUGUACUGCAUGACACUCAAAAAUUAUCAAAAUAACCGAAAUUUAAAAGCUAUGACAGACAAAGUAAUAGGCAAAUUGGACAUAGUCUGGCGUUCUAAUCUCGGAGAAAAAGGACAUUUGCAAACAUCGCCAAUUCCUAAAAAACCUUCAGAUGUUAAAGAUUUGCUUUUGGGCAUAGAUGAAUUGCCAAGCUUGGUCUAUCUUGAAGAAAUGUUUAGUAUUACAUUGAGGUUAUCAAAUAUUACUCAACUUGCAAUGUCUCCAGUAUUAUUACUUGAACAAAUCGGUGGCCUGGCAUGGUGUGCUACAUCCGGUGUUUUUAUAGGAGAACUCCCUGCUGGUGAAUCAAAAACAGUUACCUUAAAAAUUAUACCUUUGAAACCAGGCCUUCAGACAAUAACUGGUAUUAAAAUCAAGGAUUCAAUAACCAACAUUGAUUAUGAUUUUAAAGACGUGUCCCAAGUGUAUGUGAUAAAAAAGUGACUUUGAAUUGUUAAAAAAUUAUUUCUAAUUAUGUGCAUAUUUUGUAUACUAUGUCUAAGAAAAUUAUGUUAUUAAUGUACAAUUAUAAUAAUACAAAAUACACAUACAUUCCUGGUA